AUGGACCAGCAAUUUUGUUUGCGCUGGAACAAUCACCCAAACAACCUCACUGAUGUCCUAGCAAGCCUUUUACAGAGAGAAGCACUAUGUGAUGUCACACUGGCAUGUGAUGGUGAAACAGUCAAGGCACACCAGACGAUUCUCUCAGCAUGCUCCCCCUAUUUCGAAAGUAUAUUCAUGCAAAACUCACAUCCGCAUCCAAUUAUAUUCCUAAAAGAUGUGAAAUUCUCAGAAAUAAAGUCAUUACUGGACUUCAUGUACAAGGGAGAGGUAAAUGUUGGCCAAAAUAUGCUACCGAUGUUCCUAAAGACUGCUGAAAGCUUACAAGUACGGGGUUUAACAGAAAAUAAUACAUUACACCCUAAGACGGAAGAGCGGUCAACGCCAUCCGUGAGUGCGGAGAACCUGUCAUCACGUGGGGACUUCGCCACUCCGCCAGUUGCGCAUGCGGCGGGGGCUCCGCUGACGCCACUUGGGGCUCCGCAGCCCGCGCCCCACGCGCCCCAUGCCGAAAAGAGACGCAGGAAGAACUCCACUGUGCCAAGAGAAGAUAUCGAUUUAUCUUAUCGUCCAUACGAAGGUCAAGUGAAGAACAGCAAAGGCUCAACGGGCAGUGGCUCGGAGCCUUCGACGCCGCCGCCCGCCCACGCGUUGCACGGACGCGCGGCAAGAUCGCCCGCCCACACGCCCCUCGUCAAACAAGAGCCGGAUUCACCCUACCAUCACACGAUGCACCCCCCAAACUACGACCAGACUCAUCUGCCGACAAUGGAACGCAUGAACGAGAUGGCGGUGAUGCUCACUCCACACCAACUCGCAAAUGAAUGCAACGACACAGAGCAGAUCAUGCCUCCUCACCCUGACCAAACAGACACCAUUGAUGGUGAAAGCUAUGGCGACGAAAACUAUAAACCUCGUGACGCGUUCGCCCAGAACACGACAAAUAUAGAGAAUAUCGUGAAGUCGUUUAAAAUUGCAAUGAAUCACAAGUCAUAUAAUAUGCCGAUGUCGUGCAAAGUAUGCGGUAAACGUGUCACAAAUAUAAAGAAACAUAUGAAAUCUCACAAUCCCGAAAAGCACAAGUGCCCUUUGUGUCCCAUCAUACUGACGCGAGCUGAUAAUCUCAAACGACAUCUCCGUAUGAAACACUGUUCUGUUCUAGGUUCGAAUAAUAUUGCCAAUAUACAGACCAAUAGUUGA
Molecule: messenger RNA, 1200 nt
Organism: Pieris macdunnoughi
Lineage: Eukaryota; Metazoa; Arthropoda; Insecta; Lepidoptera; Pieridae
Source: the annotation of a GenBank genome assembly